This is a messenger RNA of Pseudopipra pipra, 7487 nucleotides long. It is a transcript of the gene SLX4, whose product is annotated as SLX4 structure-specific endonuclease subunit. NCBI's taxonomy places the organism in Eukaryota, Metazoa, Chordata, Aves, Passeriformes, Pipridae. Gene Ontology annotation, molecular function: DNA binding; protein binding. The record is from RefSeq and is a predicted model, not a curated record. Gene Ontology annotation, cellular component: nucleus; Slx1-Slx4 complex. Gene Ontology annotation, biological process: DNA replication; resolution of meiotic recombination intermediates; DNA repair. Bases 661 to 6315 code for a protein of 1884 amino acids. The transcript has 16 exons.
CUCUGGCAGUUUGAAGCCAUUCCCCCUUGUGCUGUCACUACAUGUUCUUGUAGUCCAUCUUUUCUGUAGGCUCCCUUCAAGUUACCUGUUGAACUGGUUGAAAUGAUCAUCAAGUUAUUUUUAGACGUCUGUAAUUUUAUAUUUUUAACCUGAUAGGAUCUCAUCCUGCAGAGCUGAGCUGAGCAGGUCCUGAGCAAUGCACCCAACUCACCUGCACAGCUCAGGUUCCAUCUUUCAUUCUUACUUGUCCUGCUUUGUGCCACUUUGCUGACCCACGUUUGCUUGAAGAGCACAGCCUGGCUAUAGAUUCAGAAUCUCAGUGGAUAGGGCUUUAAUAAGUGUCUUUCUGAAGGUCUGUAGCAAAUCAUGGUGAUCCUCUGCACAAACUGAGGUUUUUAAUUCAACAUCUAGAGUGCUCUAAAGAACAACUUGUGAAAGAAGGUGAGGUCUUUGGAGGGAGAACGUGCUCUGCUGAAUGGCUGUGAAUUAAGUGUGGAAGAAUGAACUGUCAGAAGUGCCCACUCUGUCUGGUGACCUCGUUGGAUUCUGGAGAAAGGACAUCCCUGAGGUGUUGGAAGGGCUGAUGCAAACCUGAACUGACCCUGCCCUCCACUCCUCACAGUGUCAUUAGGCCACGGUGUUGCUGGGAGCUGCAAACCAAUGGAUGAACAGGACAGUGAUUUUAAAGAGUUGUGGGCAAAUAUUUUGAAUGGGGCGAAGAAAAAGGCUGGAGAUGCUGAAACAGCAAAGAGGGCUCAGAACAGGUCAAAGAGCACCACCACAGCACGGAGCAAAUUAAGAAGAGGCAAAGCUGCUGCUCAGAGCCAAACCCAUCCUCACUUACCAGCAGUGAAGGAGACAAACUCGCCUCGAGAUUCGGGUCCACAGGAACAAACAUUGGUGCCCAAAGAAGAGGGUGAUGCUGCAGCCUGUGGUGGUGAGACUGCACAAGGGGAUGGAAGGAGAAGCCCUUUCCCUGCCAGCCAGAUGAGCUCAGGGACCUCUGAGUGUAGCCAGAGGCCUCUGACAGUAAACACCCCGAGUGGCUGUUCCCAGACAACAUUACCCUUCCUUCCUGCCACACAGCCAGGAACCUGCUCCUCACCCACCUCGAAGGUGCAGCUGCCGGCGGGGCCGAAGGUGCGGGUGGCAGAGCUGGUGGUGGAGAGAAUGCAGCAGUUCAAGAGGGUGGCACCUGAGCAGCUGAAACUCAGCACAGAUGGGAGUGUGCCAAGGGCUGCAGCCAGUGGGGAUUUCCCUGAUGGAAGCCAGGAGCAGAACCCUCCAGAGGAUGAUACCCACCAGCUCCCAUCCGUGGAACACGAUGGUGCUCUGGCUUUGGCUCUUCAGCAGGAAAGCAAAGAGGAAGCCAUGGCAAGCCUGGAGGAUGCAGGGUUGUUCUUUUGCCAGAUCUGCCAGAAGGAUCUCUCGGCCAUGAACACGACACGACGGGAGCAGCACGUCAACAGGUGUCUGGAUGAGAUGGAGGAAGCACAGAUGUCAUCCUCCAGCAAACCAGUGGUCCCUGAAUGUCCCAUCUGUGGGAAGCAGUUCCAAACCCCACAGAGCAGAGUCAGUCACCUGAAACGCUGUGCUGUGGAGAUGGAUGUUCCUCCUAAUCUGCUUCUUCAGGCAGUGCAGCUGCAGGUGGCCACACUUGGUGAUGCACCUCUUCACUGUCCCAGCAAUCAGCCGAGCAGGGCAAAGCGAAAAGGCUCCUCCAACGAGGACUCAAAGAAAACACAGAAGAGGGCCAAAAUGGAGCCUAAGGAUGAAGAUUUGCAGGUUGCCAUGGCAAUGUCACGCUCUCUGUUGGAGCAGGAAAAGCAGGAGCAAGCAAGAUCCGUUACAAAUGUGAAACCAGUGGCUGCUUUCCCAAUCAAAUGGAAGCCAGGAUCAGAGAAGAAGCGGCGUAGGAGAGGCCCGGCUGCCCCUCCGCCGCUGCUGCUGCAGGACCCGGAGAAGGUGCGCAGGAGGAUCCAGGAGCGGGUGGCUAUGCUGCUUGCAGAAGAGGUGGAAUUCCCUCCCACCCCCCAGCUUCCCAUUAGCAAGAUUUUGGAGGGUGAAUCUGGGAAAGCAGCCUGGCUCUUGCCAUUGUCCAAAGCCAAGGAGUGCUUUUUAUGGAAGAUCAGUGCUCUGACAGGACCCUGUGACCCCGAAUCGUUCUACACUGCUGCACUGACCCCUCCAAUUGUGCCUUGGAAGCCUGUGCAGAAUGAGAAGCCAGAGAACCUUGUGCCAUCGGUGGGAUCUCAUCAGCCAGAAGUAUCCCAGCAAAUUCAGCCUCACCUCAGUUCUCAGGAACUCACUUGCACAGAAACUGGAGGCCAAACUUCUGAUGAAUCCAAGCCAGGCCCUGAAGGAGAUGGGCAGUUUUUAUCUCCCAGCCAGAAGGAUGUUCAGACUCUGCAGGACCUGGUAGAGUUGGCCAGGGAAGGACUUACCCUUACUCAGUGGAACCUUGAUGUUGGCCACGUUCAGGCAGCAGAGCAGCCAGGAGAAGAACUGAGUCCCAGUGAUCCUCCACAGAGUGGCUUUGUGCCCCCAUCCAAAGAGAGGAGCCUCCUCAGGAGCAGCAGUAAAAGAUCCUCUCUCAGGCUGCUGGCUGAAGAUUUCGGGGCAAUGGUCAACAACCCCCACCUGAGUGAUGUGCAGUUCCAGGUGGACUCUGGGGAGGUCCUCUACGCCCACCUGUUCGUGCUGUACGCGCGGUGCCCGCCGGCCGCGCAGGCUGUUCACAGCCAGGGGUUGGUGGUGGAGGAGGACGGGGCGGCGCCGACGCGCCGUGUGCUGCUGAGCGACGUGAUGGCCGAGGCCGUGGGCGCCUUCCUGCGCUACCUCUACGCUGCUGACACCCACGUGCCCCCAGGGCUGCGGCCCCAGCUCGGCGCCCUGGCUGCCAGGUUUGGUGUCAGGGAACUGAUGGCAGAGUGUGAAAACAACACUGGAGAGAGUCAAGUGUCUUCUGGAGUGGAUUCAGAAGAUGAUCUUCUCUCUGUGAGGGAUGACAAAGAUUGUGAGGACAGAGCUGAGAACUUCCAAGAUCUCUUGAACUCAGUGUGGGUGGGUGAAGAUGAGGAGGAAGAAGCUAUGCUGACCCCUGAAUGCCAGAAGGAAGAUGACAGUGGGGUGAGUGAACGGGACCUGGAGGAGAUCUAUGAGUUCGCUGCAACCCAGAGGAAGAUGGCUAAAGGUGAAGGAGAGGUGAGCGAGGGAACAGACUGCAGCAUCUGCAGUGACACUGAGACAGCUCAAGGUACAGACCAGCCACCUGAGGGGGAAGAGGCAAAGAGACCUGAAUCUGCUUCAGUAAGCAACAGCUUCAAAGUUCCAAGGGAUAGCAACGAUGUGGAAAGAUCUAAAUGUGACUCGUCUGCACAAGUAGAGAAAAUCCAGCAUAUAAAUAGAUGCAAGAGCAUGAACCAUCCACAGACCGCUACUGUGCCUCACCACAGUGAACCUCAGAAAUGGGAUGGAGCAUCCCAUGGUGCUAAUGAAGGGGAGGCUGUCAGUGGAUGUGAAGGUGUGGAGGAUUCCAGGUCAUCUCGGGUCUCACAGGACGAGGCAGAUCACUGUGAGGAACAGCUUCCUGGUUCCCAGGGUGCCACUGAUGUAAAUGAUGGUUGUGAGCGCUUGUUUUCUGCCUCUCAGGGGGAUCACUGGGAGCCUUCCCCGAUGAAAGAAGUUAUCAAAGAAUCAGGAAAGUCCCCUAAUGAAAAACAUGUUGAUCUUAAUGACUCAUUUCUGUUCAGCAAGUCACAGAAAGACCACUCACCAUGUAGGAAUGGUUUUUGUGGGAGUCCAGCUCCUAAACCUUAUAUGCCCCUUUUUCCUGCUGUUGGCUCUUCACCUGCAUCUCCAAAAUCAGAGGGAAAGUUUGCCAGAGACCAUGUGUCAACACCAAAGCAAAACAAAAAGGAAAAAUCGUUUCCCUGUGAUGAAAUACACUCCCAGAAAGCCAAGGAGCUGGAUGCUGCACUGAGAAAUGAGAACAUAGUUUCUCCAGCAGAGCUUCCCCACAGUGAUUUAAACAACCACACACAUGUCCCAGUGUUGUCAUCACCAGGCAGGACUCAGGAUGAGUCAGGGGAACAAGCUCAGGGGAACAAAGAGGGUGAUGUUAUUGUUUUAUCUUCUGAUGAUGAAAUGGAGUUACAACAAGACAAGAAGUCACCAGAGUCCAGCCCUGCUCCGAAGGAAAUGGAAAUCCCUGGGCAGCUGAAGUGUACAGAAAUAGAACAAGGUCCUGAGGUACCAAAACCUGAACAUACCUCAUCAGUUCCUGAACAUACCUCAUCAGUUCCUGAAACAGAGCAGAAAUCAGCCCAGGUCUCAUGUGGCAGUACAGACGCAGUGCAUGUAAGUAAAGAUGUAGAGGUGUCCCCUGAAUUGCCCCUCAGCAGACAAACAGGUGCUUGUACAGAGAGCAAAAGGAGUCCAAACCCGAGCCCUGAGAAGAGGCUCAGUCAUGAAAUGUCCUCAGGCACAGACAGCUCCUGGCUCGUGCCAGGCACACCAGUUCUGAGCAAAAACAGAAGCUUCUCAACACAGACUCACGUCACAAGUAUUAAUUCUUUAAAGAGUCCAAGAUCUAAACUCAGCACAAAGAAGUUAGCAGCAGGUAGUAGUAACCAUGAACUUACUGGAAAUUUUAAAAAAGUCCAUGAAACAACACUGUCAGAUAAAGAUUUGCCUAUGGAGAGCUCAGCCACUGAAAGGAGCGUGUCCAGCAGCCCAGCAGCAGGCUCCCUUUCCAAGAGCUCCCCACCAGUUCUUCCAGUGGAUCCAGUUCUCCUUUCCCCUGGCCACACCAACACCAAAAGCAAAUGUGCCGAUGUCUCAGGUUUAUCCAAACCUCCAUGCCAUGAGCAGCCCCUGGAAGAUGGACCAAACGUCAGCGUGGUUGAGGUCGAGGACGGUGAAAGGGAAGUAAGUUUGCCUUCUCUGGGCAGCAGUGUCCUGCUCUGUGAGGAGCCCCCGCUCCCCACUGAUGACUGCUGGCACGUUGAGUACCUGUCACCAGUCAGAGGUGACAGCCAGGGCUCUGGCCAGGUCAGCUGUGCCAAGGUCAGCACGGUCAGCAGCCCCAGCCCUGGCUCUUGGCAGGACCAGUGGGAGAGCCCAGUCCACACGCAGGGAAUUAAGGGCAGCACCCCUCUCCAAGGAAGUCCUGCUGGCAGGAGAACAACUUUGCUCUGCCCUGAGAAGAGCCCCAUUGAGGCAUCUUCAUCGUUGGGCAGCAGACCCAGUUACCUCAACUCCAAAAUCUGGGAUGAUUGGAAUGGAGAAGAGAAGGAAGAUGAGUUUCCAGAGAUUCUUCCUCUGUCUCAGAGGUUGGCAGCUGCAGCUGGUGCCUGUCAGAUAGAUCCUGUCAAGACUCCUGAACCUUCCUGUCAGGAGCACAGCAGGUCUCCCAGCACUCCCGUGACCCCCAUGCCAGCUUAUUCCAUCAUGGAGACCCCACAGCUGAAGAAGGAGUUGAGCAGAUUCGGAGUUCGUGCUCUCCCAAAACGCCAGAUGGUGUUGAAGCUGAAGGAGAUAUUCCAGUACACUCACCGGGACGGGGACUCUGACUUCGAGGAUGACAUCCCCUAUUCCCAGCCUCUCCCACAGGAGUCCCCGGCCAGGCGGCCGAGGCAGCCGAAGGCAGGCCGGGCUGGAGGCGGGAAGGGCGCCGGCGCCUCCAAGGCUGGGGGCAAGAGGAAGCAGGUGGUCACGGCUUCUUCAGGGCUCCCUACGGAUAAGGCUGAUGAUGGAUCCUAUGGGAAGGGCUGUGCAGCACCCAAGGGGAGAACUAAAGUGACACCUCACCCAGAAGGAGCCAAAGAGCAGGAAAAGCCCUCUGUUUUUUCAGGGCCUCUGGCAGCUGAUGGUGAGGAACCGGCGCUCUCGGCAUCUCAGGAGUCGGCGGCUUCUUCAGGGGAUGGAAGCGACAUCUCCUUUGGAUCACAGAGUUCUUUUGUGAAUGGAUUUGAAACCUGUGCUUUUGCAUCUGAGGAGGAGGAAGAGGAGUUUCCAGCAUCUCAAGCAGCAGCUCGGGAAGAAGAAAAGCUGGAGGCAGUGAGGUGCUACAUCCGCUCAAACACAGCCCUGUACAACAGGAUUCUCUUCUAUGAGCCACUCGAGCUGGUGGAUCUGCACGCAGAGCUCAAACAGAACGGCAUCAAAAUUUCCAAGGCAAAGCUGCUGGACUUCCUGGAUUCUCAGUGUAUCACAUGUACCAUGGCCGGAGCCCGGAAAGAGCAGGGACAGAAAAGAAAAGAGAACAAAAAACAGAGAAGGCGACGCCGAGUGAAGGCCACUCCUCCACCCUGACAGUCCUGGGCGUGGAGGCCUCGCUGCUGAGCUGGAAACCCCCUUCCCAGAUGGAGCUCCCAUGGUGGGUGCUGGGUGGGAGCACAGCUCCUCCUCGUGCCCUGCUCCCAGAGCACAUCCCAGAGAACAGGGCUGAGCCGCGCUCCCGUUCCAGAGCCAUGGGAACCUCUGCUCCGAUGGCACAAACCCCUCCAUCGCUGGCCUGCCUUCAGCACACAGCUACCCUAGACCCUCCUCCCCCCCAGUUUUACUUUUGUGCCUUUUCUUUCCAUUUUUCCAAUAGGUUUAGGUCCCCAACUUUUCUUCAUGGUGGUGCUUCCCUCAGUGACGCUUUUCAUGACCUUUUCCCUGGCUUUGGGCUGGGAAACGUGUCCCCCUUCACCUUCCAGUAUUCAAUCCACUAUGGAAAGGGGUGCUUGUUUGGACUGGGGACUUCCACCUUCCCCUCUUCAGCACACUUUGUCCUGCUGAUUGUGAAGUAGGACAUGUAUGUAGAAAUACAUACAAGGCCUCUUUUCUGUCCUUGGUUCACUUUCCAAUCUUUAGUAAACUUUCUCAAUCUGUGUUUCUAGAACAGUAGCAGAGCAGUGGAGGUGUCCUUCUUUGGUCUCUUUGGGAUGGCUCCCAAAAGCACCCCUGACACCCAGUGUCAUGAGAAAGCCCUUUAGAUUGGAAAAUUCAGUGGGGUGUGUCCAUUUCCAGGCUGGAUCUCUGUUAAAAUCCCUUCUGCUGCAUCUCCUGAAUGCCCUUUGACCUUAUUGGUGCAGCCUGAGUGUGUCUCUGGCACAGAUGUCUUGAAUGCAAGAUUACAGUGCCCACUGGAUCUCUUCAGCACUUCUUACACCCUGAAAUAAAACUGCUGUUCUGAUCAGUCCCAUUUACAAACUGGACUGAUCCCACUUGGAAACUGUCUGGGACUCUUGGGGAGGUCUUAGACCCUAAAUUGUCUUAUUCUGUGUAUCAGGUUUCACAUCUUCUGAUUUCUUUCUGUUCUGGCACUUCGGAGUGUGCAAAGAGUCACUGAACAAAAUGGACACAACACUUCACAAAAAGAAGCCAGAUUUCUAAAGGUAUUUAUAGACUUGGAAUGUAAAAUUUUUAUUUUUUAUUUUUGAUAAAGUAUUACCUUCAGUUUUGAUUUCUAUUCUAUACAAUAAACAAUCUGUAAAGUC